Molecule: messenger RNA, 1550 nt
Organism: Mastomys coucha (southern multimammate mouse)
Lineage: Eukaryota; Metazoa; Chordata; Mammalia; Rodentia; Muridae
Product: cytochrome P450 2J2-like
Exons: 11
Coding region: 1-1407 (468 amino acids)
Biological process (GO): xenobiotic metabolic process
Cellular component (GO): intracellular membrane-bounded organelle; cytoplasm
Molecular function (GO): iron ion binding; oxidoreductase activity, acting on paired donors, with incorporation or reduction of molecular oxygen, reduced flavin or flavoprotein as one donor, and incorporation of one atom of oxygen; heme binding
Source: RefSeq, a predicted model, not a curated record
AUGGUAUCUCCUCUGCCAGAAAACAGACGACCCAAGAACUAUCCUCCAGGACCCUGGCGCCUGCCAUUUGUGGGAAACUUGUUCCAGUUUGAUUUCGAUAUGUCAAAUUUGCAUUUGGGGAUCCAGCUGUUUGUGAAGAAAUAUGGAAACCUAAUUAGCCUUGAUUUUGGUAGCAUCUCUACAGUGAUCAUAACUGGACUGCCCUUAAUCAAAGAAGCUUUCAUUGACAUGGAACAAAACACUUUGAAACGCCCCAGCUUACCUAGCAGGAAACGUGUGUUUAAAGACAAUGGGAUUCUUUUUUCUAGUGGCCAGUUAUGGAAGGAGCAAAGAAGGUUUGCACUGACAAUACUCAAGAAUUUUGGAUUAGGGAAGAAGAGCUUAGAGCAGCGCAUACAGGAAGAGGCCCACCAUCUAGCGGAAGCCAUAGGAGAGGAGAAAGCACAGCCUUUUGACCCUCACUUCAGCAUCACCAAUGCAGUUUCCAAUAUUAUUUGCUCCAUCACCUUUGGGAAGCGCUUUGAGUAUGAUGACAGUCAAUUUCAGGAUCUAAUAAAGUUAAUAGAUGAGACCAUAUGCUAUGAGGCAUCAAUAAUGUCACUGCUCUACAAUGUCUUCCCCUCCAUAUUGAAAUAUCUUCCUGGAACACAUCAAACAGUUUUCAGAAACUGGGAAAAACUGAAAUUGAUUGUUUCCCAUAUGGUAGAGAGUCACAAGAAAGAUUGGAAUCCUCAUAAGCCGAGAGACUUCAUUGAUGCUUUUCUUACAGAAAUGACAAAGGCUCAAGGUAACCCAAAUCCUGAAAGAAGAAUCAUUAACCCUGUCACUCUUGCUUCUCCUAUACUUCCAAAACAUGAGGAUGACAUUGAGAAGUUCAGCUGCCAUGUUGUAAUGAUCUUUGAGAAAGUACACUCUGAGAUUGAUGGAGUGAUUGGACAAUGGAGGCUGCCAAGCACGGGUGACAGAGACUCCAUGCCCUACACCAAUGCUGUCAUCCAUGAGGUGCAGAGGAUGGCUAACAUCAUCCCCUUGAAUAUGCCCAGAGAAGUAACAGCUGAUAGCACUUUGGCUGGAUUCCACCUGCCUAAGGGCAAAAUGAUUCUCACAAAUUUGACUGCCCUGCACAGGGACUCCAAAGAGUGGGUCACUCCAGACGUCUUCAAUCCAGACCACUUUUUGGAGAAUGGAGAGUUUAAGAAGAGAGAAUCCUUUCUGCCUUUCUCAGUGGGAAAAAGAGCUUGCCCUGGAGAACAACUGGCCAGAUCUGAGCUGUUCAUUUUCUUCACUACUCUUAUGCAAAAAUUUACCUUUAAGGCCCCAAUUAAUGAAAAGCCAAGCCUGAAGUUGAGAAUAGGCCUCUCCCUUUCUCCAGUCGGCAACCGCAUCUGUGCUGUCCCUAGACAAUGAUGCUGGAGAAGGAAAGACAAAAGAGAGCAGGAAGAUAUGCUCUGAAUGUUCUGGGCCUUGCUCAUAAGAAAGAAAAAGGAUGUCAGAGAAUGAAGGUAAUUCAGGAACUGUUAAAAGAAAUUUGGCUAAUAAAAUGAACCUAA